AUGGCAUCCAAAACCCCGCAAGAAACCCCAACUCCUAGCACACCCUCCCCCGACCCAGCGCCCGACGGCGGCGCCAGAGCAUGGCUCGUAGCGGCCGGCGCAGCGAGCGUCUUCUUCUGCUGUCUGGGCUUCGCCAACUCCUUCGGCACGCUGCAGGCGUACUACCUGACGCACCAGCUGCGGGGCGAGUCGGCCGACGCGGUCGCCUGGAUUGGCUCGCUGGGUGCGUUUCUGCAGUUUGCGGCUGGGUUGGUGGGGGGGCCGCUGUUUGAUCGGUGGGGCACGCAGGUCGUCCGCCCCGCCGCAGUCGUCUACCUCGCCGCCAUGAUGCUGCUCAGCCUCUGCACCACGUACUGGCAGCUCAUGCUCGCCCAAGGCGUCCUCAUGGGCCUGGCAACCGGCUUCCUGCAGCUCCCCGCCUUCGCCGCCGUCGCGCAGCACUUCUCCCGCAAGCGGGCCAGCGCGCUUGGUCUCGCCGUCUCAGGCUCCUCAAUCGGGGGCGUGGUGCUGCCGAUCGCGCUGUCCAAAAUGCUGAACAGCUCGGCCCUCAGCUUCGGCUGGUCUAUCCGCAUAACCGCGUUCCUGCUCCUGCCAUUCAUGGCCUUCGCGGCGCUCGCGCUCCGGCCUUGCCUCCCGCCGCGGACGACGGCGUUCUGGCUCCCCUACGCGUUUAAAGAGCCGCGUUUCCUGCUCCUAACGCUCGCGCUCUUCUUCGCCUUCACAGGCAUGUUCACGCCGCUGUUCUACCUCCCUUCCUACGCCUCCACCGUCGUCGGCACGCCCGCCACGCUGGCCGGCUACCUCCUCGCGAUCCUGAACGCCGCGUCUACGCUCGGCCGCAUCGUCCCCGGCGUGCUGGCCGACCGGUACGGCCGGCUGAACAUGUUUGCGGGCGGCACCCUGGCGACUGCUAUCGUUGUCUUUUGCUUGGACGAGGUGCGGUCCACUGCCGCGCUGAUCGUGUACGCCGUCGUCUUUGGCUUCGCGUCCGGCACGAUUGUCUCGGGCGCUUCGGCGGCGUUUGCGGCUUGUCCCGCGGAUGUAAGGGACGUGGGCACCUAUAUGGGCAUGGGGAUGGCGGUGAGUGCGCUUGGGGGCUUGAUUGGGCCGCCCGUGUGUGGUGCGCUUGUGCAGCGUUAUGGUGGGUUUUUGGAGGUCGCGGUGUUUAGUGGCGCCAUGUGUUUUUGUGGCGGAUGUGUGUCACUGCUGGCGAAGCUGACGACGCCGCAGGGGAUUUGGGGGAGGGUGUAGUGUGUGCGUGUGUGUGUGCGGGUUGGGUUGGGUUUUGCGACGGGGAUGGGAUAGGGGUGCGCUGGGGUUGGGGAUGUUGGGCGUGUGGAGUUCGUGGUCUUGUUGUGGCGUACGCUAACUAGCUCAGCUUCUUCUUCCUAUCGAUCGUACUGUGCGAGGAAAGACAGCAUCACGCGAGCUAUGCCUGAUGUAGAUCCCGUACCUAUAGCCCACUACGCACCCCCUACCCCGCGCCCGCAGUCCCACUCUCCCAAUCCUUAGCACUCCCAACGCGUGCACAAGCUCCCUCCUCGCUGCCGCCAGCACUUCUAUCAGCAUUUUCGCCAGCUCAAGGUAAUCCCUCGGCCUCCUCUCGCGCACAAUCGUCAUCUCGCGGUCAAAGUCGGCCCACCUCUCAUUCUUCUUCACAUCCGCAACCGCAUUCCAACUGGAAGUUUGUGUGGUUGCAGAUGCGGU
This is a messenger RNA of Aplosporella prunicola CBS 121167, 1707 nucleotides long. RefSeq lists its product as uncharacterized. Gene Ontology annotation, molecular function: transmembrane transporter activity. The transcript has 2 exons. Gene Ontology annotation, cellular component: fungal-type vacuole membrane. NCBI's taxonomy places the organism in Eukaryota, Fungi, Ascomycota, Dothideomycetes, Botryosphaeriales, Aplosporellaceae. Bases 1 to 1251 code for a protein of 416 amino acids. Gene Ontology annotation, biological process: transmembrane transport. The record is from RefSeq and is a predicted model, not a curated record.